Homarus americanus (American lobster) is the source of this 554-nucleotide messenger RNA. RefSeq names its product WAP four-disulfide core domain protein 2-like. Lineage: Eukaryota; Metazoa; Arthropoda; Malacostraca; Decapoda; Nephropidae. The transcript is spliced from 4 exons. Bases 3 to 497 code for a protein of 164 amino acids. Gene Ontology annotation, molecular function: peptidase inhibitor activity. Gene Ontology annotation, cellular component: extracellular region. The record is from RefSeq and is a predicted model, not a curated record.
UGAUGGUGGCAGUGUCACGUUCGGGACAGUCUGAUCGAAAUGGAUCUGGGGCAGACGUGUGUCCUCCUGUUGGUGACAAUGGGUACUCUUGCAACCAGACCUGUGAGUCUCACUCACAGUGUGAUGACGAAUUGUACUGCUGUGAGGUCGACUGUGGCAAAACCUGCCUGACCAGAUUUCAGGCAAAACAAUCGAAAGACUGUCCUCCACCUGACCCGGAUUUAGCGUGUGUCCAAUUUCUUCAUCGCUGCAACAACGACAAGGACUGCAGAGGGGACAAUGGUAAUGGCGAAGGAAAGAAUGGCGAAAGGGAGAAUGGCGAAGGGGAGAAUGGAAAUGGGGAAAGCAGUAAAGGGGAAAAUGGGGAAGGGGAAAAUGGCGAAGGAGAGAAUGGCGAGCGUCGCUGCUGUUUACACCCCAACUGCGGCAGAAGUUGUGUCAAGAGAUGGCUGCCACAAUCCACUGAGGGGACGAGUGAUAAGUGGAGGAGGAAGUAGUGAUAAAAGGGGGAGGGUGUAGUGAGGAGGGGAGGAGAAUGCAGGGAAGGAGGGAGG